Molecule: messenger RNA, 2730 nt
Organism: Megalops cyprinoides (Indo-Pacific tarpon)
Lineage: Eukaryota; Metazoa; Chordata; Actinopteri; Elopiformes; Megalopidae
Product: switch-associated protein 70-like
Exons: 12
Coding region: 45-1811 (588 amino acids)
Cellular component (GO): cytoplasm; nucleus
Molecular function (GO): calcium ion binding
Source: RefSeq, a predicted model, not a curated record
UAAUAAGGGAACUGAACAAGUGCUCAAAGGGAACGACACGCAAAAUGGGACUAAGGGACGAGCUGUUAAAGGCAAUAUGGCAUGCUUUCACGGCUUUGGAUGUGGAUAAAAGUGGUAAAGUGUCUAAAUCUCAACUAAAGGUGCUGUCCCACAACCUGUGUACUGUGAUGAAGAUCCCCCAUGAUCCUGUGGCAUUAGAGGAACACUUCAAAGAUGAUGACGAGGGACCUGUCUCCAACCAUGGCUACAUGCCCUACCUGAAUACAUUCAUAUUGGACAAGGUGCAGGACAACUUUGACAGGGUGGAUUUCAACAAGAUGUGCUGGACACUCUGUGCCAGGAAGAACCUGAACAGAAACCAUCUGCUGAUCACAGAUGACGACGCAUUCAAGAUCUGGUGUAUUUUCAAUUUCCUGUCAGAGGACAAAUACCCCCUGGUCAUCGUCACUGAGGAGAUUGAGUACUUCCUGCGGAAGUUAACGGAAGCGAUGGGUGGCAGCUGGGUGGAGGAGAAGUUUGAGGACUACAAGUUGCAGCUAAACAGCUCACAGCAGUGCUUGAGUGCCUGGGAGCUCAUUGAGCUCAUUGGCACAGGGCACUUCAGCAAGGGCAUGGACCGCCAGACCCUCUCCAUGGGCAUCAGUGAGGUCUUCCAAGAGCUCAUCCUGGACGUGCUGAAACAAGGCUACAUGAUGAAAAAGGGUCAUAAAAGGAAGAACUGGACAGAGCGGUGGUUCUUGCUGCGUCCGAAUGCCAUCUCCUACUAUGUGAGUGAGGACCUGACGGAGAAGAAGGGUGACAUCAUGCUGGACGGAAACUGCUGUGUAGAGUCGUUGCCGGAUAAGGAAGGAAAGAAAUGCCUCUUCAUUGUCAAAUGUGCAGACAAAAGCUUUGAGAUCAGUGCAUCUGACAAAAAGAAGAAGCAAGAAUGGAUUCAAGCCAUCCAGACCUGCAUCAACCUGCUGAAGCGGGAUCUGCCAGCACCACACCACGAAUCCCGGCAAAAGCGCAAGGAGCUGCGGCAGAAGCUGCAGGCUGAGCAGGAGCAGCUGGAGCAGCGGAUGAAGGAGCUGCAGACCGCCAACGAAAACAAGCAGCGGGAGCUGGAGGCCAUGAGGACGAAACUGGAGGAGGCGGCGGCCAACGCAGCCGAGGAGGAGAGGCGGAGACUGCAGACACAGAGUGAGCUGCAGGACCGUUACAGAAUGGACCUGGAGAGGGAGAAAAUGGUGCGUCAACAGAUGGAAGAGCAGGUGGCCCAGAAGUCGAGUGAGCUGGAGCAGUACCUGCAGCGUGUGCGGGAGUUGGAAGACAUGUACCACCGGCUUGAGGAGGCGCUAGAGGAUGAGAGGCAGGCACGGCAGGAUGAGGAGGCAGUGCGCAAGCUGCAGGCCAGGCUUCUGGAGGAAGAGGCAGCAAAGCGGGCUGAGCUGGAGCAGUUACACCUGCAGCAACAGAAGGCCAUCUCCCAGACAGAAGCGGAGAAGCAGGAGCUGGAGAACGAGCGCUUGGCUAAGGAGACGGCACUGCAGGCUGCCAUGUCUCAACUGGAGCAGCUAGAGUGUGAGAGGCAGGGGGCACUAGAGCAGUACGAGGAGGUGAUGAAGAAACUGGAACAUGCUACCAAUAAAACCAGGAGCUGGAAGGACAAAGUUGCACAUCACGAGGGACUGAUUCGUGUCAUUCAGCCAGGCUCGAAGGGGCCGCAGAGGAUCACAAACUGGGGACCAGCGGCUUUUACUGAUGCGGAGCUGGACCGGAGAGAGCAGGACUGGCAGGAGAAGAAGAGCAGAUCUGCCCAGGCCCAGUAGAGCCCAAUCCCAGCUAACACACUGCAACUUCAUCCCCCACCCCAACAUUGCUGUGACAUCGUAGUGAUGUGACACAGUUGCCUGAGUGCAAAAAGGGCAUAAUGUGUUAAGUAUAAUCCCACAUCAGGACUUUAUCACUGCGGCUUCAGCCUUCUUUAACAUUCCAGGUUCUGCACCAGCCACAAUUUUGGAAUAUUAAGAUAUUCCAUGUGUCACCCACGGCUGCUAGUUCAACACAAUCAGAAAAAUUGUAAAGGGAGAAUGUAGGAGGAAGUGUCUGUCUCCUGAUGCUAAUCACCAUGACAGCCUGUUACCUUCCUACAUAUAAUGUCAAACUAAACAUAAACGAUUGGCCAAGGAUAUUUUUUGAUGGUUCUGGGUGGAUUUUGUACUCCUCACUUGUUAGAAACUAUACACUCCAGGGUUUUUGGUUAGUUCUCCCUCUUAGCUUUGAUAUUUUCUAUUAGUUUUGUCCUUUUUGCCAAAGGGUUGAGAAGCAAAAUGUCCUUCAGUUUUUUAUUUAUUAACACAGUGAUUUUCUUGCUGUCACUGACAUUGUAUUCUUAGUGUUUAAGCGACCACGAUUCUAAUAGUGUAUCAUCAAGUGGAAUUAACUGUUUAGUCUUUACUCAUCAUACUGCUGUAUUUCAGUAGAAUACUGUAUGUUUUGUUUAAAACAUUAUUUAAUACUAGGCAAAUUGCAUCAGGAAAACACUCAGAGAAACAGGCUUUUUUAUUUUAUAGCGUUUUUGUAAAGUCCCAGAGUUUUGCUUAUGUUUUUGGAAAGGAAGGGAUAUUUGAAAUGUGUAGAUAUGUAGCUGUGUGUCACUUUGCUUUUCAAUUUCUGUGAAAUAGUGCUGAAGACUGAAAUUUGAUAUAAAACCAUUAAAAGAAUAGCCAAAAUCAAUCAUGUUUUAAA